Erigeron canadensis is the source of this 1059-nucleotide messenger RNA. RefSeq lists its product as uncharacterized. The coding region runs from base 1 to 1059 and encodes 352 amino acids. The record is from RefSeq and is a predicted model, not a curated record. The transcript is spliced from 3 exons. Lineage: Eukaryota; Viridiplantae; Streptophyta; Magnoliopsida; Asterales; Asteraceae.
AUGGAGCUACUAAAUGAUUAUGAGUGUGAAAUAAAGUAUCAUCCGGGGAAGGCAAAUGUUGUUGCCGAUGCACUCAGUAGGAAGGUGAAUACUAAAGUGCCAAGGGCAAGAAUUAGCCACCUACAAGUAAGAAUAUCUCUAAGAGAUUGUUUCUUAGAAGACCAAGAAAAGGCCUUUGAAGGGAAGAAUAUUGAGAAUGAAGCAUUGUGUGGUAUGGAAAUGAGAUUUGAUAAGGAUGAUGAGGGUAUCUUAUACUUCAAGGGAAGAGCUUGGGUACCGAAAGUGAAUGGUUUAAGAGAUGUAUUUAUGAAUGAGGCUUACAAUACGAAGUAUUCAAUUCAUCCGGGCGCGGAUAAGAUGUAUCAAGGCCUAAAAAUGGAUUUUUGGUGGCCUAGAAUGAAAGGAGAUGUAGCUCGAUAUGUGAGCCGAUUCAUGACUUCCCAUUUCAUUCCCAUAAAAGAAGACAGGGACACCGAGCGUCUAGCUCGCUUGUAUGUUGAGAAGAUAGUAACAUUACAUGAAACGGGUGAAAGAAGCCUUGCUACCGUUGAUUUUGUCCAAGAGACAACGGAAAAGGUAGCAAUAAUUAAGGAAAAGCUUAAAGCUGCGAGAGACUGGCAAAAGAGUUAUGCGGAUCAAAGAAGAAAACCCCUAGAAUUUGAAGUUGGCGACAAGGUUCUGUUAAAGGUGUUGCCAUGGAAAGGAACCGUAAGGUUCGGCAAAAGAGGAAAGUUGUGCCCCCGAUACAUUGGGCCAUUUGAAAUUGUUGCUAGAAUAGGCCCCGUAGCCUAUAAGUUGAAGUUACCCCAAGAUUUGGGAGAUGUUCAUGACACAUUCCACGUGUCAAACUUGAAGAAAUGUUUAGCGGAUGAUUCGAAAGUAGUCCUACUCGAGGAACUAGGAGUGGAAGAUAAGCUCCAAAUUCAUGAGGAGCCCAUAGAAGUUCUCGACCGCGAUGAAAAGCGCCUUAAGAGAAACAAGAUCCCUAUCGUUAAAGUUAGAUGGGAUACGAGACGCGGACCCGAAUUUACGUUGGAGCGCGAGGACUUUUGUCACUAA